AUGGCGACCAACUCACCAAAUCCAGUUCCUUUUUCUGAACCACCCUACCUGCGUGGUUUGCCAUCCCCAUACAUUACCCCUGCACACCGUCGUUUCCAGGAAGCAUGCCGCAAGUUCGCGUGGGAAAAUUUGAUUCAACAUGCAAUGGAGUGGGAGAAGGAAGGAACCGUGCCGGAUCACGUCUUCCAUACCUUCUGCAAACACAACAUGUUGUUACCAAACAUGCCUGCUCCUCUUCCAGCGGACUGGCUGAAGCGCCUGGGCAUCAAUGAUAUCCUAGGUGUCAAGGUAGAAGACUGGGACUACAUCUAUACUGGAAUUUAUACUGAUGAGUUGGCACGAUCUGGCCUCAGUGGCCCUGGAGGCUCCUUGAAUGCUGGUUUUGCCUUUGGAAUCCCGCCAAUUGUCAAAUUUGGCAGCAAAGACCUGCAAGAAAGGUUUCUCCCCGACUUACUCACCGGAAAGAAACGUGCCUGUAUUGCGAUUACAGAGCCCGAGGCCGGAAGUGACGUUGCGAACAUUGUCACCACUGCAGUCAAGACUGAUGAUGGCCAACACUACAUAAUAAAUGGAACUAAGAAAUGGAUCACCAAUGCUAUCUGGUCUGACUACGCAACCAUGGCAGUACGAACAGGCGGUCCAGGACCUACUGGACUAUCGGUCCUUGUAGUGCCGCUCAAAAACCAUCCAGGAGUCACGAUGCGUCGUCUCAAGGUCUCUGGUCAAAAGGCUGGUGGAACUACUUACAUCGAACUCGAUGAUGUCAAAGUCCCGGCCUCUAACUUGAUUGGCAAAGAAGGGGAAGGCAUGAGAAUCAUCAUGACUAACUUCAAUCACGAGCGCUUGGUUAUAUCCGUUGGUGUUACUCGUCAAGCACGUGUGGCGUUGGCUGCCGCAUUUUCAUACUGUCUCAAACGCGAAGCCUUUGGUAAGACGCUUAUGGAUCAGCCGGUUGUCCGACAUCGACUUGCCAAGGCAGGUGCUGAGCUUGAGACCAUGUGGGCUUGGGUUGAGCAGAUUCUAUAUCAGCUUUGUCAUCUGAGUAAGGAAGAAGGAGACAGACAGCUCGGCGGAUUGACAGCUUUGGCGAAAGCCAAGUCAGCCAUGGUCCUUAACGAGUGUGCUCAAGUCGCUGUUUUGCUCUUCGGUGGAAAUGGCUUCACUCAAACUGGCCAGGGUGAGCUUGUUGAAGCUAUCUACCGCGAUGUUCCUGGGGCACGCAUUCCCGGUGGUUCAGAGGACGUUCUGCUUGACUUGUCUGUUCGCCAGCUGGUCAAGAUCUAUCAAGCCCAAGAGAAGAAGCUUGGUCAAAGUUCAAUGAUUUAA
Molecule: messenger RNA, 1326 nt
Organism: Penicillium malachiteum
Lineage: Eukaryota; Fungi; Ascomycota; Eurotiomycetes; Eurotiales; Aspergillaceae
Product: acyl-CoA dehydrogenase family protein
Exons: 4
Coding region: 1-1326 (441 amino acids)
Molecular function (GO): flavin adenine dinucleotide binding; oxidoreductase activity, acting on the CH-CH group of donors
Source: RefSeq, a predicted model, not a curated record